Messenger RNA from Papaver somniferum (opium poppy), 3616 nucleotides. RefSeq lists its product as uncharacterized. The record is from RefSeq and is a predicted model, not a curated record. NCBI's taxonomy places the organism in Eukaryota, Viridiplantae, Streptophyta, Magnoliopsida, Ranunculales, Papaveraceae. Gene Ontology annotation, molecular function: hydrolase activity. The coding region runs from base 406 to 3462 and encodes 1018 amino acids. The transcript is spliced from 16 exons.
AAAAAGGGCCGGGCGGGGAAGAAACUAAUCGAGGUUUUUUGGACUCAUAGAGAGAGAAAGUAAUACAAAAACUACUUGGGAUUUGAUUGUAAUUUUAUUUUAAAAUUAUUCCUCUUCUCUGUUGUUUGGUGCUGUGUUUGAGAAGAGAAGAAUAUGCCAUUUCUAUACAAACAUUCUCAGAUUCCACAAUUCCUUAUUCAUUCCUUCUUCUUCUUCUUCUUCUUCUUCUUCUUCUUCUUCUUUUAAACAUUCAAUUCUACCCGAGCAGUUCCCUUUAACUACUUCAUCCAGAUUAUGUGGAGUCCAAUACAAGGUUUUGAAGCUUUGUUCGUGCUGGCUGCGGUGCCUACCAAGUAUUCUCUUGUGAUUUGAAUAUUGUAAUUUGAAUUUGUGAAGAAUUGUUUGAUGGGAACCGAUAGGCAAUCUUCUGGUUUGCUGGAUAACUUUAGAAUGGAGAGUGUCAGGACCAUUCUGACUCACAAAUAUCCUUACCCUCACGAGCAUUCACGUCAUGCUAUGGUUGCAGUUGUCGUAGGGUGUCUUUUCUUUAUCUCGUUCGACAACAUGCAUACCCUCAUACAGAAAUUAGACAAUAACAUUAAAUGGUGGUCAAUGUACGCCUGCUUGCUGGGUUUUUUCUACUUCUUUUCAUCCCCAUUUAUCAGGAAGACUAUUAAGCCCAGCUAUUCGAAUUUCAGUCGAUGGUAUAUAGCCUGGAUUCUAAUUGCAGCCCUGUACCAUCUUCCUAGUUUUCAGUCAAUGGGAGUGGAUAUGAGGAUGAAUCUUUCUCUAUUUUUGACAAUAUAUAUUUCUUCCGUUUGUUUUCUUCUCGUGUUCCAUAUUAUAUUUCUUGGCCUUUGGUAUAUUGGAGUUGUUGCUCGUGUAGCUGGGCAGAGGCCAGAAGCCUUGACCAUUAUGCAAAAUUGUACAGUUCUUAGCAUUGCCUGCUGUGUAUUUUAUAAUCAUUGUGGUAACCGCGCUAUAAUGAAAGAGAAAAUCUUUGACCGGAGACAUUCUGGGUGGCUCUCAUUUUGGAACAAAGAAGAGAGGAACACGUUGCUGGCAAGUUUACUGCAUAUGAAUGAGUGGAAGGAUCAGAUAUGUUCAUCUUGGUUUGCUCCGGUUGGGUCUGCCAGUGAUUACCCACUUUUAUCCAAAUGGGUCAUCUAUGGAGAGUUGAGCGGGGGUCCGUCAGAUGAAAUCUCACCCAUAUACUCAUUAUGGGCCACAAUUAUAGGGCUUUAUAUGGCCAAUUAUGUGGUGGAGCGAUCCUCAGGAUGGGCCCUUACCCAUCCUCAGUCAGCGGAGGAAACUGAGAAGUUAAAGAAGCAGCAAGUGAAACCUGAUUUCCUGGAUAUGGUUCCUUGGUAUUCAGGAACCUCUGCUGAUUUAUUCAAGACUGUUUUCGACCUAUUGGUGUCUGUAACUGUAUUCGUGGGUCGGUUUGACAUGCGUAUGAUGCAGGCUGCAAUGAGCAGGAUCCGAGAUGUCUCUGACUCACAAAAGGGUGAUCUCUUAUAUGAUCAUUUCUGUGAAAAGGAAGACCUAUGGUUUGACUUCAUGGCAGAUACAGGAGAUGGUGGAAACUCGUCGUAUUCUGUGGCCCGGUUACUGGCUCAACCUGAGCUUGAGAUAAAUGAUGAGAAGUCUUUUCAUGUCCUACCCCGUGGAGACGUACUUCUUAUUGGAGGAGAUCUUGCGUAUCCCAAUCCUUCAUCCUUCACAUAUGAGAGACGUUUUUUUUGCCCUUUCGAAUAUGCUCUUCAACCCCCACCUUGGUAUAAACCUGAGCAUAUAGCUGUGAACAAGCCAGAACUACCUGAUGGGGUAUCUGAAAUGAAGCAAUACGAUGGGCCUCAAUGUUACAUGAUUCCUGGAAACCAUGAUUGGUUUGAUGGGCUUCAGACUUUUAUGAGAUACAUAUGUCAUAAAAGCUGGUUAGGAGGGUGGAUUCUUCCUCAGAAAAAAAGUUAUUUUGCACUGCAACUUCCCAAAGGAUGGUGGGUAUUUGGUCUUGAUCAAGCUCUUCAUGUCGACAUUGAUGUAUACCAAUUCAAAUUCUUCUCAGAACUGAUAAGAGAUAAGGUUGGAGAGAACGAUUCGGUGAUCAUUAUGACACAUGAACCUAAUUGGAUACUUGAUUGGUACUGGAAUGAUGUCUCUGGGAAGAAUGUUUCGCACUUAAUACGUGACCAUCUGAAGGGGAGAUGCAAGCUUCGGAUGGCCGGGGACUUGCACCAUUACAUGCGGCACUCCGCUGUUCAGUCAGAUAAGCCAGCUUUUGUAGAGCAUCUACUUGUGAAUGGUUGUGGUGGGGCAUUUUUGCAUCCUACACAUGUCUUCAGUAACUUCAAGAACUUAUAUGGAACUGCUUAUGAAUGCAAAGCUGCUUAUCCUUCGUUUGAAGAUUCGAGUAGGAUAGCGCUAGGAAACAUUUUGAAAUUCAGAAAGAAGAACUGGCAGUUUGACUUUAUCGGUGGCAUCAUAUACUUUUUAUUGGCUUUCUCAGUGUUUCCUCAGUGUAAGGUCGAUCAUAUUCUGCGUGACGCUGCAUUCUCCGAUCAGUUGAAGAGUUUUUUCAUUACAGUAUGGCACGCAUUUAUCUACAUUCUGGAACACUCAUAUGCCUCUUCAGCAGGGGCGCUGCUCUUGCUGAUAACAGCAAUUUGUUUUGUCCCAUCGAAACUGUCACGGAGAAAGCGGGCAGUAAUAGGAUUUCUUCAUGUUUCGGCGCACAUGGCUGCAGCACUCAUUCUAAUGCUUCUGUUAGAGCUGGGCGUCGAGAUGUGUAUUCGUCAUAAACUUUUAGCAACAUCAGGCUAUCACACUCUAUAUGAAUGGUACCGCAAAGUUGAGAGUGAACACUUCCCAGACCCAACGGGCCUUCGUAUUCGUAUGGAACAAUGGACAUUUGGCCUUUACCCAGCAUGUAUUAAGUACCUCAUGUCCGCAUUUGAUGUCCCGGAGGUCAUGGCUGUAACGAGAAGCACGAUAUGCAAGAUGGGGAUUCACUCGCUUUCUCGUGGGGGUGUAAUCAUUUACUAUGCUUCAGUUUUCCUCUACUUUUGGGUCUUUUCGACCCCUGUGGUCUCCUUGGUGUUUGGGAGCUACUUAUACAUCUGCAUUAACUGGCUCCACAUACACUUUGAUGAAGCCUUCUCUUCUUUGCGAAUUGCAAAUUACAAGGCAUUCAACCGUUUCCAUAUUACCCGUAACGGUGACCUCGAAGUAUUCACUCUUGCAGUCGAUAAGGUUCCGAAGGAUUGGAAAUUGGAUACAGAGUGGGAUGCAGAGGCAAGACAACCGCAACAAUUGAGCCACCGGAGAAGGCAUCCUAGCAAGUGGACUGCUGUUACUGCUCAACAGGAUCCAGUAAAUACUGUUCGAAUUGUUGAUCAUUUUGUUAUCGAACAUACUUCCGCCACAACCGCUGUAACUCCUACUAGCCCUUGUAAUCCCUAGUUCAGAUGCAAAUAAUUUACGGGAUUUAGUCAUUCACUUAGUCCAGGCUUUAUUGUGUGAUAUGUAGAACGUUAAUGUUUAUCUCUUCAUUAUUUGUGAAGAAAAAUGAAAAGAAAGAAAUAGAAAGAAUGAAGAAAUAGUUUAGAACCAGCAA